AUGAGUGGUUUGGAGGAAAUUUACGGCACCUUGGGCUUCUAUGAUGGCUACAUCAAGCGCAGCACCAACGUCAGCAUCUUCUCUAGCACUUUGACCACAAUUCGUGGCGGGUUUCAACUGUCCGAAUCCAGUGUGUUUCGUAACAUCAGCUUUCCCAGACUCAGCACUGUGGGAGGGGUGUUCAGUCUCUAUUUAAUGGACAACCUUGAAUAUGUUGAUGUCACGGAUCUUCACAGCGUCGGCCACAUCAGGAUCCAUGCCCCUCAACUAUCGACUUUCAAGCACAACGAGCUUCGCAACAUCAACGGAGACUAUUUCAACGACGAUAUUCUCAUAAGUGCUUGCAAGCUUGAGUCGCUUGAUAGCAUCUUCAACAAUAAUAUCAAAAUAAGAAAUGCCGUUGUCGCGAACGUUCCGAGUCUGAAGAGUGUUACCAUUGGGUUCAGUGCGGCCCGCAAGCUUUCAUUCGACAACACAAAAGUUGAUGGCGAACCGUUUGAGGUUAUUUUUGGCGGCAAAAAUACGGAAUCUAUGCAACUGGGCGACGUCAGCAUAUCCGGCGGCGCUGCGUCGGUAAAACGAGAUCCUGGACUACAGAAACUGACCGCGAGAACAUUCACCGUAGAGUCAAACCGCUUGAAGCAUUUGGAUGUGCCUUUUAACGAACUCGGCGGGCUGUAUGUCAGCCACGAGAACAAUAUCAAGUGGGUUUCCGUUCCAGAGCAGGCGAAGCAGUGGGAAGACUUCAUCCUGGUCCUUUCUCAUAAUCCAAACCUGAAUCUAUCAUCUGAAUAUAUGACUUAG
Messenger RNA from Colletotrichum truncatum, 804 nucleotides. RefSeq lists its product as uncharacterized. NCBI's taxonomy places the organism in Eukaryota, Fungi, Ascomycota, Sordariomycetes, Glomerellales, Glomerellaceae. The record is from RefSeq and is a predicted model, not a curated record.